GCUCUGGCAACCGCCCUGAAGCGAAAGCGCGACUACGACGAGGUGCCAAUCGUGGACCUGCCGCUCAGCAGGGAGGUGCUCGAGGACGUGAGGACGGUGAUGGAGCAGGACCUCUGGGACGACCGGCCGUGUGGCGUGGACUGGCUGAAGGAGUGGCUGGCGGACGGAGAGGACUGGGCGCGUCUCCUCGAGGAGCCCGGGGCCGACGUGCCCGAGGGCCCCCACACCUGCAGGAUCUGUUGGAAGGCCUUCAGGUCGGACGCGGAGCUCCAGAGGCACUUGGGCGACAAGGCCCACAGGAAGCGCCAGCGCACGUGGACGUGGCGGUACGGGGACUCCGACGCGCUG
Molecule: messenger RNA, 348 nt
Organism: Prorocentrum cordatum
Lineage: Eukaryota; Dinophyceae; Prorocentrales; Prorocentraceae
Source: the annotation of a GenBank genome assembly